AUGUCUCUCGCAGAUGCGUCUGAAGCCCGGAAAGCGCGUUUGGUCGCGCUUCGCAAGAGAAAAGCAGGCGAGGCAGGUGACAACGACAAUGUGUCCUCAGACACAGUCAUCAAACACCGAACGUUUGAUCCUGAAAGGCGGACUUUGAAGAAGCAUACACCUGACGAUGAUGUCGUAAUGGAAGAUACAGUCGAGAAGAAAGUGGAGGGGCUUGCACAUGCGAUUAUUGCAGAAGAUGCGGAACGACGAGCGCAAGAUUUAGAUUUGUUUAACAUUGCGCCCAAACGGCCAAAUUGGGAUUUGAAGAGAGAGAUGGAGAAAAAGCUCGCGAAGCUGGAGCGAAGAACGCAGGAGGCAAUCCACACUCUGAUAAGACAACGACUGGCUUCACAGAAGGGUCAAUCAGACGAUAUAUUGGGCGCUAUGAAUGCUGCAGAGAAGGCAGGCCAGGUUGAAGAUGAUGCGUCAGAUGACGAAGAUUAA
Messenger RNA from Fibroporia radiculosa, 483 nucleotides. RefSeq lists its product as uncharacterized. The coding region runs from base 1 to 483 and encodes 160 amino acids. The transcript is spliced from 4 exons. Gene Ontology annotation, cellular component: post-mRNA release spliceosomal complex; U2-type spliceosomal complex. Lineage: Eukaryota; Fungi; Basidiomycota; Agaricomycetes; Polyporales; Fibroporiaceae. The record is from RefSeq and is a predicted model, not a curated record.